AUGAGCGGCCCGCAGGAGGAUGCAGCAGCCAGCCCCGUGCCCAGCCCGGGCUGCUGCCCGCUGUUCGAUGAGCCUCCACAGAAACGACAAAGAACUGUAGAAGACUUCAACCAAUUCUGCACCUUUGUGCUAGCCUAUGCAGGCUAUAUCCCAUACCCAAAGGAGAAUGAGCCGUGGCCUCUUAGGGGCAACCUGAGCCCCCAGAACAGCACAGGAAGCACCCGAGACAGCGACAGCUGCACCUCAUCCCAGUCCUGUGACUCCCAGGUGCUGUCUGACGAUGGAGGGAACAGCAACACGAAAUUCGAAGGGGCUGCGGACCUGUUCCGGAACUGCUCUGAUGUUUCCAACACCUUCUGCCCUACUCGACCCCAUCAAGCGAAGAAGAAGAAGCAGUCGGUGAAGAAGCUCAUGUUGGACCAAGAAGCUGACAAGAGAGUGAUGCCAUUGAGUGUGAUGGAAAUCAAGCAGGAAAGGAUUGAGCCAGGGGGAGAGACUCAUGGGAAGGGAGAGGAGCUGGACUCCUGCCUCCCAAGGGAAGAACUGCAGUCCAAAUCCCUCUUGGAGCAAUACAUAAAAGAGGAGAAAGGUUGGAGCUAUGGGGUGCAGCAGUCACCUGAAAAGCCACUAACUAGCGCUCUUGGGCCCAAGGAACAGAGCAUGCGUGAGGAGGAAAGAGUCAGUGCUGCCUCUUGGAACACAGGAGAGCAGAGCAGUGAGGAAGAGAUCAGUAGAGAUGACCUCCAACUCAAUACAUCAUGCCAGGAAUUUGCAGCUCCCUCAGACAGCAAAGCGGAUGAGGACGACGCAUGGGAUCUGAUCACUUGCUUCUGCUUAAAGCCUUUUGCCGGACCCAUGAUAGAGUGCAACGAAUGCACCACCUGGAUCCACCUCUCGUGUGCCAAGAUCCGCAAAUCCAACGUGCCUGAGAUCUUCAUCUGCCAGCGAUGCCGCGAUGCCAAGCAAGAGAUCCGUCGCUCCAACCGUGCCCGCACCGUGCCACGCAAGCGCUUUUGUGACUGACUCUGGCUUAAGGGGUGGAUGGGUUCCCUUUAAUGUCAAACCGGAUCCCAGAGAAGCAAGACAAUCAAAAUGCGAGAACUGCUUCCUGGGGAGGGGCAUACUCCUAUAAUAAAAAUGGUCCUGUCCCCACCCCCCCAAUGCUUUCAGAUUCUAGGACAGUGAAAGGUAUCUUUAAGGCUGGUGGGCACUGCUCUCUCCUUGACAGAGCCUGUACGGGAUGCUGUUGAUCUCAGGGUUAUACCAGAGGAGGAGAUGCGAAGGCAGCUGGCAGACACAAGUGACUGGUUGGGUGGAUUCCAGUGCACAAUGCACUACGCUAGCCAGAUGCCUUUUUUGCCCUUCUGCAGAUACAGCUUGGUGCCUUUCUUUAGUGGAGGGGUUAGCCCAAAUUUAGUGCUAGCGUGGUACAAUAGCCACCUGGGUUUCUGCAGUUAUACUUCCUGGGUCGUCUUUGUUUGUUUUAGUUCUCUGACAAAGCCUAAACCACCCCUUUAAAACAAGUCAGUUUUCAUCUCCAGAAACUGUUUUCUCAGAGGGAAAACCACAUCUACAUCAUAAGGCAGUUUCCUUCUGACGUAGAACGGGUAUCAGAAACAGCAGCUCCUGUGUUUCAGCAUAAUGAAUGGCAGCCUUGGCCAACUGCCAUCCUACUUGGAGAUGGAGGUGAUAGCUUCUGGAACUUUUAGAAAGUCUGCUAUGUUCGCAAGCUGGCAAGGCCUUAGACAGGCUAGUCUGUGAUUGGAGGGUGGGGGAGAAGAGAGGCAAGGCCAGUAUCUGCUUUUUGUAAAUACUUUGUAUACAGAUACUUAGAAAAUGACUAGUUAUAUUUCCAUAAGUAUCCACCUCCCCUUCUAGACCACCUGUUGCACUAGUGUCUUAUUUGAAAAGGAAUACAGGCAGUGUGGGAGAAGACCAAAGCUCGUUUUAGUGGAAGAGGCAAGACUUUGCAAACUACUGGGGGGGGGAGGGGUAGGCCACAGUCUCCACAGCAGUGAGCUGCGCUGAAAAGCAGAUUGGGUCCUGCUUUUUUGUUGUGAGAUUUCUCUCCCAGCUCAGGAUCCUCAACCUUGGGUUAGCAGAGGCGGGAGACAGUAAAAGAAAAAUCUGCUAUGCAAACCACUGCUCCUUGUUCUUAGGCGAGUUCUCCAGCAAAGGAUCGCUAUACCCUGCCCUCCCAAGCCUCUUCUUUGACCCCAUGUGCCUUCUGUCUAUGCAUUUCACACAAUGGCUGUGCCAGUAACAGCAGUCUCACUUUUCCCCUUCUACUUAAGAGGGACCGACUGCCCCGUUGUCAUGCUGCACGAAGGCUAUAGGGACUUACCCCAUGGUUCAGUCAAUGCCCUUCUCUCCCUCCCAGAUGUUUACACUUUUAUAGUCACUUUCUAUUAAAGAUGUAUAGUAGUAUAUUCUGGUCCUUGUCUGUUCAGUGUCUGGAAUUACAUGUAUAGAAUAAAAGCUGUUUUUAAUUGUAA
Molecule: messenger RNA, 2495 nt
Organism: Heteronotia binoei (common prickly gecko)
Lineage: Eukaryota; Metazoa; Chordata; Lepidosauria; Squamata; Gekkonidae
Product: PHD finger protein 23A-like
Biological process (GO): mitotic chromosome condensation
Molecular function (GO): chromatin binding
Source: RefSeq, a predicted model, not a curated record